AUGACCGGAGAUGGCCAUCAUGGGCCAAAGCAUAUGGAGCCUCUGUCGGAUCAUGCAAAGGACCAGAGAAAAAUUGACACAAGUCAGGGACACCACAAUUUCCAAGUCGACGGCAUGGGAAUUGUCGUAAACGAUGGGUUGGUGUACUCCCUUCCUGAGGACGAGGAGUCGCUCUACUUUGGCCAGUCCAGCACAUACAACUUCGUUCACCAGGCCCAACGGAUCCUCCGGGAGUCAAACCGGAGUUUCCUGGAGGCGGACCAGUUCUUGGACGAGAGCUAUCCUUCAGACCAGUAUGCCGCAGAAUCGACGAGACGGCGCGUGGCGGCAUUUGACGACUACGUUCUCCCACCCAAAAAGGAAGCGGACGGCCUGAUGGCCAUAUUUUGGAGUCGAGUCUAUCCUCUGUACCCCUUUCUCGACCAGAGCACAUUCCAAGCCGCGUACGAAGAUCUCUGGGCGUCCAACAUGCAACCUGCCCAUUCCUAUCUCACCACGUCUCAAUAUUAUACCAAACUGGGGCCCGCAAUCGACGACAUCCCCGAAUCGAGGCGGUUCCACAUCCUCCUGAACGCGAUAUUCGCCGUCUGCAGCUACUGCGAGGUGUCCGACACCCGCGAGCGUCAGAUUCAGAGAGGGGCCUUGUUCUGGAAGCGCUGGAAGAGGCUCCUGCAGCUCGACUUUGACAUAUUCAACCGUCCGCGCCUGAUCUUCAUCCAGGCCCUGCUGUACUCUGCCGUCUACCUACAGAGUUCCAGCGAACUGACGGGGGCGUGUUGGAAUCUCACCUCGAUAGCUGUCAGGAUGGCACAGGCGCUCGGUCUGCACUGCCACCGCAAGUCACCGACGUGGCAGCAGAAGCGUGGCGUGGAAACAUGCUGUCUUCGCUGGCGGACCUGGGCCGGCUGUGUAUUGAUGGACCGAAGAUCAGCCACGAUCUACGGCCGCCCGCCGAUGACUACGUCGAGGACAGCCCAGUGGCUAAUCCCUUCUGAACUGGCGAUCCAGCGCGAAAGCCUGACCGAGAGCGAUCGGAACGCUGUAACUUUUCUGUCUCACUCGGUCCAGCUUCAGGAGCACCUUUCGGACAUCGUGACCAAGUUCUACGACGAGACAGAAACAGACACUGCCAUCACUAGCUGGGACGGCAGCGGUAGCGCAACCCCUUGGCCGCCUCGAACGUCUAAUAAGCAAGGAUCAACUACUACUACUACUACUACUACUCCCUACCACUCCCACCACAGGCACCGCAUGGAGAUGGACGACUUUGUCGCCGUCGAAGCCGCCCUCGUGUCGUGGGAAUCUAAGCUUCCGGACUCUCUACGUCUGCCGGAACUCGCAGUCCUUCGCGCGACGCCCGAGAAAUUCAGGGACAUCAGCAGACAGGCCGUUGUCCUGCGCGGGCAGUAA
Cladophialophora psammophila CBS 110553 is the source of this 1410-nucleotide messenger RNA. RefSeq lists its product as uncharacterized. Bases 1 to 1410 code for a protein of 469 amino acids. Gene Ontology annotation, molecular function: DNA-binding transcription factor activity, RNA polymerase II-specific; RNA polymerase II cis-regulatory region sequence-specific DNA binding; zinc ion binding. Gene Ontology annotation, cellular component: nucleus. Gene Ontology annotation, biological process: positive regulation of transcription from RNA polymerase II promoter by galactose; DNA-templated transcription. Lineage: Eukaryota; Fungi; Ascomycota; Eurotiomycetes; Chaetothyriales; Herpotrichiellaceae. The record is from RefSeq and is a predicted model, not a curated record. The transcript is spliced from 4 exons.